Puntigrus tetrazona (Sumatra barb) is the source of this 1376-nucleotide messenger RNA. RefSeq lists its product as uncharacterized. The record is from RefSeq and is a predicted model, not a curated record. The coding region runs from base 52 to 861 and encodes 269 amino acids. Gene Ontology annotation, biological process: response to bacterium. NCBI's taxonomy places the organism in Eukaryota, Metazoa, Chordata, Actinopteri, Cypriniformes, Cyprinidae. The transcript has 7 exons.
ACCUCUUUGUGUUGUCUCUUUCAGUCUCACUAUCAAGGAGGGACACGAAACAUGUCUGAUGUUUUAUAUGGCACGAUCCAGUCCUUAAUGAUGCCUAGAUUUCAGCCUCUUUGUUGCCACCUCUACAAAAUGCUAAAGUUUUUCAUCAUAAUCCUUAACAUUUCAAAGUGCAGCUCAGAACAUGCAGGCGUUGUGGCUCAGAAUCAUCAGACAAUUGUUCAACCUGGAGACAGUGUUAACUUUUCCUGUAUUUUUCCAAAUGCGGCAAGAGCCAGUGCUGUUUGGGUCAAACAAAGAGUUGGACAGAUGCCCCUUUCAGUUGCUUCAACAUAUCAAGGUCUACCAGGCAAAUUUGAAAAUGACUUUGACCAACACGGACGCUUUUAUAUUUUACAAGAUGGUAGCAGUUUUAAUUUGAGCAUCACAAACACUGAAGAAUCGGACACCGCGACAUACUAUUGCGUUAAACAUUUUUUUGAAUUUACAUAUGGAGACGGAACCGAUCUAAUUGUGAAAGAUGCACAACUAAACAUGUCUGAGCAUGAGAGAGCUGUGACAGAUCCAGAUCAUCCAGAAGACUCAGUGUCGCCAGACAAAUGCUUCCAGACGCACUGGACUACAGCCGCAUUCAUUAUAGGAACUUUAUCUGUGAUUGUGAUUAUCAUUAUGGGUGUACAGUUGUAUAAGUACCAGCAAAAAGAUGAAAUGCAUAACAAUCAGCAGGGUCAGUUCAUGGCUGAAGAAACGGAUGCUUUGAAUUAUGCAGCUUUGAGCCUUCCACAAAAGCCAUCGACCUCUAGAAGACCCAGAGAAAGAAAAUUACAAGACAAUCCAGUAUAUGCAGCAGUGAGUUAUCAAUAAAUGCACUUGCAAUUAAAAAAUAGCCCUACAAUGUUGUCAGAAUCAAUGAUGACCAGCUUAAACAAGCUGUGAGCUAUUUCGUGUGUAAAUACUCAAUUAAAUUCAUCAUUAUUAUUUAUUAAUUAAUAAAUCCAUAAACUUGUAUGCAAUACUGUAUUUAAUUAAAAUAUGUUGAUGUUCAUUUGUUUUAUGUAUCUGCAUAUAUUUAUGUAUGUAUGCAUAAUAUAUACUUCAAGCCGACAAUUGUGUGCUUUUCCUUUUUGUACCACUCCUAGGUAAAUUGUGUUACCUGUGUUAAGUUUCACCUGUGUUAAGUUUCAUAAACCCAUGCAUUCAGGGUAUUGUACCAGUGUAUGUUUUUAUUGCAUGUUUAACCAUUAUCUGAAUUUCUGUAUAUGAACUGUGUACAUAAAUAUACACACUCGUGUGCCAUAUAUUGGCAUAUACAUUUUUAUGUAAUAGUAGUCAAAAUUUAGAAGCUAUUGUGUAAACGACAUUAAACCACGUUAACAAGA